AUGGACAGUCACACCGAGCCACAAAAGACGGUUGCUUCGAAUGGCGAGGACGAAGGUUACGCCGAAGCAAAUGUUAGCGGGGUCGAAAAGAUUUCGCAUGAAGACGACAAAAAUAAAGGAAAUGGUGAGGCAGUAUAUGGAAAGACUUCUACUGACAAAGUUCCGCAAACAUCCGAUAUGACCUCAGUUUUUAAGCUAGACACCAGAAAAUCCGUGUUUGAUAUAAUUACCAUCGUGGUCAUGGGAUUACAAAUAAUCUUAUUUUUCGUUCUCCCCUCACCCGUCAAAAGAUGGAUAUUUUUGGUCCUUUUUAUUUUUUGGAGGGCAUCCUAUAAUGCCGGUCUCGGUGCGUUGUUAAAAUAUCAAAGUGACAAACGAGGUUUGGUUUUGUGGGUCAAACGCAAGAAGAUUUUUGAUAAAGAGAAGGGCGGCAAAUGGUAUGCUUUUUUGAAGGAAGAAUUAAGCGCGAAGAUGGGUAACGAUUAUGACUUCGAUACUGCCCCCAUCGAGUUCAACACCUGGCUUCUCUUUCGUCAACUCGUCGAUCUCAUACUGUUGAAUGAUUUCACCACCUAUGUCUGUUUUGCUCUUGCCAAUUUCAACAUUCCCGAAAAUUCGGGCCUUAUUGUUAAUUUCCUUCGUUGGGUCGGCGGUCUGUUUUUGUUGUGGUUUAAUGUGUGGGUGAAGGCGGACGCUCAUCGCGUGGUCAAAGAUUUCGCUUGGUACUGGGGUGACUUCUUUUUUCUUGUUGAUCAGUCGCUGACGUUUGACGGUGUGUUCGAAAUGGCACCGCAUCCGAUGUACUCCAUUGGAUACGUUGGUUAUUACGGCAUAUCUUUGAUGAUGGCCAGCUACACGGUGUUAUUUGUUAGCUUGUCUGCGCAUGCAUCGCAAUUUGUCUUUCUGACAUUUGUGGAGAAUCCUCACAUUGAUAAAACAUACAACAAACCCACUCCUCUGAACGAGAAACUUUCGAAGCCGCAUUCGCCGAGGGAUCACGAGAAACUUGCAAAAUCACAUUCACCAAAGGAUCAGGAAUCGACGCAACGCGCCGAUUCAGAAUUUUGCUUGGAAAACGAGAAUCCACAUUCGUCUUCUGACUUGUCGGACGCCGUGAACUACUAUUUCCGUCGUGAUCUUAUCGUCUUCAAGAAUUUUGAUCUUUUGCGUUCGAAUGAUCUUCUUGUCGUUUUCAUGACAUUUUACGCUGCCAUUAUUCCAUUAUUUAUUGCCGGUGCGUCCGAGGGUGUGAUCCGAAUUUUCCUGAUCAGUCAAUGCUUGGCUUGGCGGAUAUUUCAUUCUUACGGAUUGGGUGGAAUCCUAUUCCUUCAGAGCAAGGAAAAAUUCCUAACAAAACAUUACAUAAAAUUUGGCGGUAAUGCAAGCGAGGCUUUUGCAAACUGGAAGAGCAUCUACAACCUCUCUUUGUGCAUGACAUACGUAACCUUCGUGUCUGCUGCCUGGAAAAUGUAUUAUUUUCCCGAAGACUGGACCUACGGCACCGUGUUACUGCGUCACACCUUGGGAGUGUUGCUGAUCGCUUUGCACAUAUGGACGUCAGUUUCCAUAUUCGAGGUUCUCGGCGAUUUCGGAUGGUUUUAUGGUGACUUCUUUCUUGACGACCGUCCGACAACGCCGUACUACACUGGCAUUUACCGAUUCCUGAACAAUCCCGAGAAAUUGAUGGGUCACACUGCAUUUUGGGGUAUCACCCUUAUUUCAAACAGUUGGCCUAUCUUUGGCUUAACGUUGUUUGCCCAAAUCUCGAACCUCUUAUUCUUACGGUAUGUCGAAGCUCCCCACAUGCAAAAACUCUAUGGUAACAAAAUUCGUAAGGAGGACGGUGUGACGAAGACGAUAAGGCGCGUCAUACUUAUUCCCGACAAGGUGCUAGAUGAGGUGAUCAAGAUUCGUGAGGUUCCCAAAAUUCAAAUUGUUGGGCGCGUCGUGAAAGAGGUCGCGGGAACCGUUGAAAAGGUUGUCGAGGAAACAGCCGAGGUCGUUGGUGAAUUCGUUGGAUCCGCGAGGCCGAAAAUGAGAAGUUUGCUUGAAAAUUCAAGGGACAAAUUCAUGAUCAGUCGAGUCUCCGAGGUUGCCGACAAUUUCGAUCGUAAACUGUAUUCAAUUUCCUUGAUUCCAUCCGAUGCCAGUGUGGGCAACACGUCAGGUUCGGAUGACCGCGACGCGAACUCAAAACCCAUUAUUUUUCAAUUUGGCGAACCGAUAUCAUUGUCGUGGACGGCACCGAAAAAUCAUUCUGCGUUGGACUGGAUAGGCAUCUACAAGGUCAACGCCAAUACUUCAAAGGUGAUAACGAGUGUCUCGAGCCGAGGACGAUUUGUUUAUGUUACGCCGGAGGAUGAGGAAAAUGAAACGGGCACCAAAGCCGUAGCUUGCGAUGGUGAUGAUAAUGACAAUCUUAUGGACGGUGGCAAGGUAAUGUUUGCAGGAGAUCGCUUGCCGUGGGAGGUGGGUGUAUACGAAUUCAGGUAUCAUCACAACGACAAACACAAUGUGAUGGCUACUUCUCAACCGUUCGAGAUCGCAGUAACCCCGCAAUAUACUUCCGAUCUUUCCACAAUCGAGAAGACCCUUCUCACCUUGGUACAACGAGUCCUCGAUUCAGAUGAAAAUUUGAUACCACACACCACAAGUGAUUACUAUAAACUAAUGAAGGAGGCCCACGCAAAGCGGAUCGUGUAUGGCAUCAAGAUGAUAUUUGAUGUGGAUUUCGCGUGGGAAGUUGUUGCCAUCGACGGUAACAUUGGAAGACUGGCACGGCGGGUGGAAAGAAUCAUAUUUUGUGUGUUUGAGGAUGAGAACAAAAUUGUUUAUCAGGAUUUAUUGCCCAUAUACUUUCCACCGUCAUCAGAAAUCGAGCAAGAAGCUGGGGGAAUAGAGGAUGAGCAAGAAGUUAAAAAAGCAAAAUUAAAAGAUUCCGAGGAAGCAGAAAGUGAAAAGGUCGAAGCAGGUGUGUCGGUCUCUUCUACGUUUACGGAGAAUUCGGAAGAUGGUAAAGUGCAACGGGAAGAAAUAUCGGCAUCGUCUAUGUCCACGAAAGGUUUUGAGAAUGCCGAGACGAGACAAGGAGAGACACCGACAUCAUCCGAGACCAUAAAGCACGCUGAAAAAGAAAAAUGUACAGCUGAGAAUAAUCCAGAAAAUAAUGAAGCAAACCAAAAAACUUCAACAUCUUCAUCCGUGCCUUCGGACGAUUUAGAAAAUAACGAGUUGAACCAGACCACACCCAUGGAUGGUCUAGAGGUUAUCAGUGAUGCGAACGGAGUUGAUUCAGUCACUUCAUCUGCGCCCAUGGAUACUGAAGCUUCGACCCCCGUCACAUGCACGGGUCAUUCGGAGAAUUCACAGAAUGCUGAGAUAAACCAGGAAGUUUCGACCGCCUCCAACGAUUACGAAGAAAGAACGGAGACCAGGGAAAAGGAACUUGAUGCUGAGACUGCUGUCAAAAGUGAGAAUUUGCAAGAAAAAGAAACGGGACAGGAAUUGACUGCAGAAAAGGAAUCAACGCCAGAUGAUGAUGUUCUUAUGUCUCAAGAGAAUGAAGGAAAUCAUCUUCCGCACGUGCCUAAAGAUCAAGAGGCCAAUGAUUCACUUGAUAUCAUCGCUGAAACAGAACAGUCACCUUCCGAUCCUCAAAAAGUCGAUCAAACAGAUGGCAAUGAAGUACCUUCCUCGCAAAAUCAAGAGCCUGUAAAGGGUGCUGCGCAUUCGUCAUUGUGA
Acaulospora colombiana is the source of this 3741-nucleotide messenger RNA. Lineage: Eukaryota; Fungi; Glomeromycota; Glomeromycetes; Diversisporales; Acaulosporaceae. The record is from the annotation of a GenBank genome assembly.